GUUCGUGAUAUUUUAAUUUUCGUACCAUAAUUGUCACAAUCAAAUAAUUAUUAUUACGUGUAAAGAAUAUAAACUAUAACAUAUACUUAACUUGCAUCUAUUUAUAUGUUUUGAAGGUUAGGUAUUUAUAAGUAUUUGUUUUUUAUUCAAUUAAAUAAAACAUUGUAAAUAAUAUUAAAUUAAAUAAGAUUAACAAUAAAGAAUUAAAUAAAAGAUAUUUACUUAAUUUUAUAAUGGAUAAGAAAAGCGAAAAAGUAAUACCAGGUGAUGGUUUACGAUCUUUAAAGAGUACAAUGUUAUUUCGUACAAUUAAUUAUGAAUUAUAUGUUAAACCGAAUAAAAUAAUAAUGAUUUUUGGAACCAUUGCAAUGUUUGGUUGUGUAGGGUAUAUUGUUUAUAUGCAACAUAAUUAUAAUAAUAAAAAAUACUAUUCUGUAAUUAAUUCUAAUGGAACAAUUGAUUUUAAAAAGAAAAUAUCAAAAUGGACAAUGUAAUUUACAUAU
Apis laboriosa (Himalayan honeybee) is the source of this 503-nucleotide messenger RNA. Its product is annotated as small integral membrane protein 8. The record is from RefSeq and is a predicted model, not a curated record. Lineage: Eukaryota; Metazoa; Arthropoda; Insecta; Hymenoptera; Apidae. The coding region runs from base 234 to 494 and encodes 86 amino acids. The transcript is spliced from 3 exons.